AUGGCAUCGGUAAAAGAGGAGGAAGAUCUCAAACAUGCAACAUCUCCUAGAUCGGAUCUAGGAGGAAACACGCCACAAUCACCGGAGCCCACACCUUCUAAACAAAACACAACAACCAACACAACGACUGGAUCAACAGCUGGAUUAGUCUCCGAAGCUCCAGUUGAAGAGGAGCGUGAAGGAUUCGGAAACGGAGUGGAAUUCGUAUUGACGUGUCUCGGGUUGGCUGUCGGAUUGGGAAAUAUUUGGAGAUUCCCGACGAGAGCAUUCGAAAAUGGAGGCUCCGCAUUCUUGAUUCCAUAUCUCACAUGCGCAUUUCUCUUCGGUUUCCCAGCUGUCUAUUUUGAAUUUUUGACUGGUCAAUACAAUGGAAAAUCCCCGCCGAUUAUCUUCAGAAGAGUGAUGCCAUUCUUGGAAGGCGUUGGUUGGAUGGGAGUUCUUGUGGCUGCACUUGUUGCUAUUUAUUAUAUUGUGAUUGUUUCUUGGAUUAGUAUUUACAUUAUCAAUAUCUUCCGAGGCGAUUUCAAUAUUUGGAAUAAGUGUGACAAUCCGUGGAAUAUUCAAGAAACUUGUAUCGAUAUGAUCAGACAAAAAGAUUGUCGAGUCGACCAUCCACCAGGCUGGGAAAACUCCACAAAACAUAUCCCCGAGAGGAUGUAUUUUAUUAAUGGAACAUGUCAAGAUGCCAAAGAUUUUGAUGGAAUAAACAUGGUCAGUGCCACAGAGCAAUACUUCUACCAACACAUCGUCAAUCCAUCUACUGGUCUUUACGAUUUCGCUGGUAUCAAUUGGCCAUUUUUGGCUGCAAUGACUGUUUGUUGGGCACUCACUGCUCUCGGAAUCCUUAAAGGAGCAAAGAUUAUGGGAAAAAUUUCGUAUGUCUCGGUUCUUUUACCGUAUUUUAUUGUGGUCAUUUUAUUUGUGAGAGGUGUCACUUUGCCAGGAGCAGGUGAUGGUCUCUACUAUUACUUUGGAAAACCGGAUUACUCGAAACUAUUCAUUACGAAAACUUGGACAGAGGCUCUGAAACAAUUGUGUUUUUCACUAUCCGUUGGACAUGGAGGACUUAUCAGUCUCUCUUCUUACAGUCGAAAAAAGAAUAAUGUUUUCAAAGAUGCGUUGAUUGUGAUUCUCGGCGAUACCGCAAUGUCUCUCAUUGGCGGAGCAGCUGUCUUUUCAACACUUGGAUUCCUGGCCAACCAACGUGGAGUGACUGUUCCGGAAGUUAUCCAAUCAGGACUAUCACUUGCAUUCGUUGUCUAUCCAGAAGCAAUGACUCAGAUGCCACUCCCUUGGUUGUGGAGUUUCCUCUUCUUUUUGAUGCUCUUUUUGCUCGGAGCAAGUACUGAAAUCGCAUUGGUCGAUGUAUUCUGUUCGUGUGUUUAUGAUCAGAGUAGAAAGUAUCGAAAGAAGAAAUGGGUUGUCGUUAUUUCCUGGUGUUUCUUCCUUUAUUGUGCUGGAUUUGUUUUCUCAACAAGAGCUGGUAUCUACUGGUUCGAGAUGUUUGACGAGUAUGCUGCUGGGUUCUCAUCAGUCUGUGCAGUGGUAACUGAACUUCUCGUAAUGAUGUAUGUAUACGGCUUCCGAAAUGUUCGUGACGACAUCACAGAAGUUAUGGGAGAGCCAAAGAAUAAAUGUACCAAAGCUAUCGGACCCCAUUCUUGGUGGUUCACAGUAAAUUGGUUGGGAGUUGCUCCGGUUAUUGCUGCUCUCCUCGUUAUCCUCUCCUUCCUCCGUUCAUAUCCAUACGAGGGUGACGCGGUUAAGCAUCCAAUUCUCUUCGAUAUCUUUGGAUGGUUCCUUUCGUUCGUUCCAGUUCUCGUGGUUCCAAUCUUCAUGGUUAAAAACUAUAUUAGUUUCCGUCAACGUGGAUAUACAACUAAAUCCCUGUUCAUGCUUCAAAAGCAGCACGUCUCUUAUUCGAGAAUCUCCAAGAAUUUCGAUACGGAUAAACAAACAGAACAAGUACAACUUCCGGAUAAAGAACCCUGGGAUGAGGAGGUGGAAGAGGAGAGUCGUAAAUCAGCCAAAGGAGAUGAUGUGGCUACGAUUGACGUCAGCUCUUCUAUCUAUCAAUAUUAUUAG
This is a messenger RNA of Caenorhabditis remanei, 2085 nucleotides long. RefSeq lists its product as uncharacterized. The record is from RefSeq and is a predicted model, not a curated record. Gene Ontology annotation, cellular component: membrane. The coding region runs from base 1 to 2085 and encodes 694 amino acids. The transcript is spliced from 8 exons. Lineage: Eukaryota; Metazoa; Nematoda; Chromadorea; Rhabditida; Rhabditidae. Gene Ontology annotation, molecular function: L-amino acid transmembrane transporter activity. Gene Ontology annotation, biological process: sodium ion transmembrane transport.